GCCACUCUGGAGGAGAGAUUCUCAUGAGUUGAAGUUGAAGCACGCAGGCGGAUAAUUGCCAUUUGCGGAAUGGUUUUGGUAAUAUAAUCUGUACCUGAAACAGUCAUAAUAAUAAUUAAUAACUUACAGCAGGGGAGAGAAAGAAAGAAAGCUUCUGGAAGAUACAGACCGAACCGACCCGCCCGAGGUUGAGGUGGUUGAGGUUUGUAUAAGUUACUACAAACUACUCCGGAGGUGUCGCCAGUAUAGUAUCAUUAUCAUUAUUCCCUAUUCCCUAUUCCCUAUUCCCUUUUCAUCUCUCUCUCACUCUCUCUCUCUCUCUAAUAAGAAACUAUUCGAACCUAUUAACCUUCCUUCCCCCCCUCCUCUUACGACAGGUCACAGAAGAGUUCCCGCUCUCCUACGAAUGGAAAAUGCCGACGACAAGAACAGGCAAAUAAUUGUUUUUUUUCCCACCUGGACGCUAAGACCCCCGCCAAGCAUUCCUCCCCAGGGAUGCGGUCCUCAGUGUAACCUUGGCCAAGCAACAGUUGGCCAAUGGCCUAUACGUGGUGGUGGUAGUGGGGGGGAGGGACGGAGGGGGAAGAAUGGGAGAGAGGGGAGAGGGAGAAGGGGAACCAAACACACAGCGGAGACAACCUACUAGGAAGAUGAAACUGGCUCAUGUGUCAUGGUUGGGGAGGAGAGGAACAAAGCACAGGCAAUCCAUGGACCAUGAGGUUCUCCCAUCCGUUGCUAGGUUUGAAAAGGGCAAGGCUUCGAAAUGUUAUCAGGAUUAAGUCUCCACGCUACCGUGGGUCAAAGACUCAAAGGACACUGGACACACUCAUCACUCGCUCGCUCGCCCACAGGUCAACAACUAUUCUAACCAGCAAACUCAAUACGCUGGGAGGAGGAGGAGGAGUUACAGCUUGUAACAGCUAGAGGAGGGGGAGGGGGAGGAGGGGCAGGAGGAGGAGAGGGGUGUCUUUUCUCUUCUUUUUUUUUUUCUGUGUGGGCAAAAAAAUAAAAGAAUAACGACUGGAUUAAUAUCUGGUUAUUCCUGUACAGUGUACAGCCACCUGGAGGCUGGGGGCAUGACGAGAGAGUUUACAUUAAUAUUUUUAGUAUCUGAUUCCUGUUUUGUUUCCCACGGAGGCGAUUUUUUUUUUCUUUUUCACUGGAUUGGAUUAUCGGAUUGGUUAUUUUGCGCAUUUCCUCUGGCCAAGCCGGGCCAAGAUUUCCCUACGCUUUAAUAAGAAGUCCUCUGCUGCCCGCUCCCACAAGUCCCACCGGUGGUAUGAGAUGAUGAUGACUGCCGGGAUUGCUGCGAACACUCCCUAAGCUGCUCCGUAUACCCGUCGUCAUAUAUAAGUUAACCGGCUGGCCCGCCCUGCCCAGCUACUGUUUCCUUUUUUUUUUUUUUCCUCUUCUCUAUCUUCUCCUCCCCGUCUCCCGUCAGUCAUUUUGCUCGGUGAUUCAUCUGCACAAUAGAGAGAAUCGCGGGCUGACUGACUGACUGCGGAAUCCCCCUUCCCCCCGGACUAGCUGAGCUCCUGUUCCCUUGUUCUAUGCUUGCAUACCGUCCAUAGCCCUUAAGUGUAGCUUCAGACAACUCUCCCCUCUGUCCGUGAAUCAAGAAGAAAAAAAAAAAAAAAGAAAGAAAAAGAAAAAGAAAAGAGAAGAAAGAAGGAAGGAAAGAAAGAAAGAAAAGGGAAAAAGAACAAGAAAAGAACGAAAAAAAUUAUAAACGAAACAAGAAUUCCGCUUCUUCUGUCUUGUCGGCCAAGGUCUCCUCCUCUCCAAAUGAGACCAGCCCGCUCUUCCAUCGUCGCUGUUCGUACAUAUAUCCAAUCUACAACCAAAUAUUACUACCAUUUAAAGCAAAUAUCUAUUGCUUAAAAUAAUCUCUUUUCUACCAUCAUCAUGGAGAAAUCAGAGAAACUCCCUCCCAACAGCGACACAACCUCGAGCAACGGCGAGGAGAAGGGCCUCCUCUCUCUCCCGGCCCAUUCGCUCUCCUACGAUACCGUUAUUCGCGAACUAGGAACCGAUCCCGAAGAUGGCCUCUCUAUCGAAGAAGCCAAGCGCCGUCUGGAGACCUAUGGUCCCAAUCAGCUCGAGGGCGGCGAGGGCGUCUCCAUCGUGAAGAUUCUCGUUAGCCAGGUGGCCAACGCAAUGAUGCUAGUCCUUAUCAUGGCUAUGGCCGUCAGUUUUGGUAUUCAAUCUUGGAUCGAAGGUGGCGUCGUUGCCGCCGUUAUCAUCCUCAAUAUCAUCGUUGGCUUCUUCCAGGAGUACGCUGCUGAGAAGACCAUGGAUUCUCUGCGUUCCUUGAGUUCUCCCACGGGUAACGUCUCGCGAGAGGGGAAUACCUCUACCAUUCCUUCACUCGAGAUCGUUCCCGGUGACAUGGUUGAACUCAGGACUGGUGACACAGUCCCUGCGGAUAUCAGACUCGUGGAAGCCGUCAACUUCGAAACCGAUGAGGCUCUGCUUACCGGCGAAUCCCUUCCCGUCCAGAAGGAUGCGGACCAGGUCUUCAAGCAAGAUACCGGCCCGGGCGACCGACUGAAUAUUGCUUACAGCUCUUCAACCGUAACCCGAGGCCGCGCCCGUGGUGUUGUUGUCUCGACCGGCAUGAAGACUGAAAUCGGAUCCAUCGCUGCCGCUCUCCGCGCAACUGACUCGAAAGUUCGUGCUGUGAAGCGGGGGCCCGAGGGCGAAACCAAAAAGCGCUGGUACCUGCAGGCAUGGGCUUUGACCGGCACGGAUGCCGUGGGUAGAUUCCUCGGUGUCAACGUCGGCACACCCCUGCAACGCAAACUCUCAAAGUUGGCUUUGAUUCUUUUCGGCGUUGCCGUGCUGUUCGCUAUCAUUGUCAUGGCUGCGAACGAGUUCAGCAGCAAAAACGAAGUUAUCAUCUACGCUGUCGCAACUGGUCUCAGUAUGAUUCCCGCCUGUUUGGUUGUUGUCUUGACAAUUACUAUGGCCGUUGGCACCAAGCGGAUGGUUGAAAGACAUGUCAUCGUUCGCAAACUUGACUCGCUGGAAGCACUUGGUGCCGUCACCAAUAUUUGCUCGGACAAGACUGGAACGUUGACCCAGGGCAAGAUGGUGGCCAAGAAGGCAUGGAUCCCAUCCCGCGGUACAUAUUCUAUCGGAACUUCAAAUGAGCCGUUCAACCCGCACGUUGGCGCUAUGGGCUUCGAAGCCGCGCCCCCCGUGAAAGCAGCUACCAACGACGAACCGGCUGAAGGCAUCUCCCCGGAAGACCUUCUCAAAGACAACGACGAUCUUGUCAAAUACCUCGACAUUGCGUCCAUGGCUAACCUUGCUCACGUCUACAAGAAUGACCAGGAUAUGUGGCAUGCUCGUGGCGAGCCUACAGAAAUCGCUAUCCAGGUCUUCGCAUCUCGCUUCAACUGGAACAGGGACCGGUGGACCAAGGGUGACAAUGCCCAAUGGCACCAGAAAGCUGAAUUCCCCUUCGAUUCUAGCAUCAAGAAGAUGUCUGUUAUUUUCGAGAACCGGAACGAAGGCCGCCAGAUGGUCUACACGAAAGGUGCCGUUGAACGUGUUCUUGAGGCAUGUACCACCGUCGUGUGGAACCAGGGCGAAGGGCCCAUCCCACUGACCGAGGAGCAUUCUAAUGAGAUCCUUGAGAACAUGGAAGUCAUUGCCGCCCAGGGACUGCGUGUUUUGGCACUCGCCGGUCGGGAAUACAAGGGAUCGCAGCUGGAGGAUGGCGAUUACAACCGUGACGAAGUUGAGAAGGACUUGACCUUCCGCGGCUUGAUCGGCCUCUACGAUCCUCCUCGCCCAGAAACCGCCGGCGCUAUCGAAGAAUGUUUCCGUGCGGGUAUCUCCGUUCAUAUGGUUACUGGCGAUCACCCUGGUACCGCACGGGCCAUUGCUGCCCAGGUUGGCAUCAUCCCAAGCGACCUGAGCAAUGUGGCGAAGGAUGUUGCUGACGCCAUGGUGAUGACGGCUGGCCAAUUCGACAAACUCACCGACGAUGAAGUUGACGCGCUGCCCACUCUCCCACUGGUCAUUGCCCGAUGCGCACCAAAUACCAAGGUCCGCAUGAUCCAGGCACUUCACCGACGCGGCCGCUUCUGCGCCAUGACCGGCGACGGAGUCAACGACUCGCCGUCUCUCAAACAUGCCGAUGUUGGAAUUGCCAUGGGCGAGUCUGGAUCGGACGUUGCCAAGGAUGCCUCCGAUAUCGUUCUGACUGAUGACAACUUCGCCUCGAUCCUCAACGCCAUCGAAGAAGGUCGCCGUAUCUUUGACAACAUCCAGAAAUUCGUCCUCCAUCUGUUGGCCGAGAAUAUUGCGCAGGCCUGUACCUUGUUGAUCGGAUUGGCGUUCAAGGACGCCGAUAACCAGUCCGUGUUCCCGUUGGCACCCGUGGAGAUUCUCUGGAUUAUCAUGAUCACGUCCGGAAUGCCUGACAUGGGUCUCGGUAUGGAAAUUGCCGCUCCCGAUAUCAUGGAUCGUCCACCUCAAAGCAAACAAGGUAUCUUCACCUGGGAAUCAUCAUUGAUAUCCUCGCCUACGGCCUCUGGGAUGUCUGCCCUCUGCCUUGCCUCCUUCACGCUUGUACUGUACGGAUUCGGCGACGGCAACCUCGGACGCGGCUGCAACACCACCUACACCGACCAGUGCGAUACCGUCUUCCGCGCCCGCGCCACCACCUUUGUCUGCCUAACGUGGUUCGCGCUCUUCCUCGCGUGGGAGAUGGUCAACAUGCGCCGCAGCUUCUUCCGCAUGCAGCCCAAGUCCAAGAAAUACUUCACGCAGUGGAUGCACGACGUGUGGCGCAACCAGUUCCUCUUCUGGGCCAUCAUGGCCGGCUUCAUCACCAUCUUCCCCCUGCUGUACAUCCCCGUCAUCAACACCGUCGUGUUCAAGCACAAGGGCAUCUCGUGGGAGUGGGGCAUUGUCUUUAUCGAGGCGACGCUGUUCUUUGCCGGUGUCGAGGCGUGGAAGUGGGGCAAGCGCGUCUACUUCCGCCGCCAGGACCGCAAGGCCAAGGCCAAGGCGUCGUCUGGCGAUGCGCGGAUCAUCGAUAGUGAGCAGUAGAAAAACAACGCGCGUGCGCGCCGCCCCCGAGGAGGGUGGGGAGAGGGGGGGAAAAUUGGUUUUUUUUUUUUUUUUUUUUUCCUUUCUGUUUUGGGGGGUUGAUUGUUUUGCCAUGUACUCCGUAUGUGUUUGCGACUGUUGCGAGGAUUAUUUUUUGUUCUCUUUUUCGCGCAGCACAAGCGGGUGCGUGGCAGGGUCUCUCAGCCUUGCUUGGUUGGUCCCCCCAUCCAUCAAUCAUCCCAUCUCUCUCAUCCUCGAGGCUCAACAUUCGGUGGUUGCUCGUUCACUCGAUUUUCCCUCCCAUCACACCCCGCGCCUGAAAAUAAGGGGCCCAGUUCUCUGAAUGGCUGGGCGGGUGGAAAGGGAAAAAAAAAAAAAGAAAAAAAAAGAAAAAAGAAAACAAAGCAAAUUCCAAUUCCUUUUCAGUGGAAGAAAAAGGAACCUCACCUCUUACAUUCACAAAAUGCGCACUCGCCGCCUCCACCAAAACAAAACAAAAGCACUCGAGUCAGUGUUGCGAACGCGCAACUUUUUUCGGGACGGGGGAUGAGAUUUGGUGAGCUUGAUAUAUAUUUUUCAUUUUCUUAUUUUCAUUUUUUUUUUUCCUUCCAUCUUAAGAUAGGUAAGUAGUAGGGUGCGAAACAAAAGAAAAUGAUGAGCGAGAACGAAAGAAAAAAGAAAAAGAAAACGAAAGAAAGAAGAUGAACAGGGAGGGGGAUGUUGAAGAAAAGUUGACAAAGAAAAAGUUGGGAUGCAUCAUGGGAAUUCUCGGUGCAUAACAAAAUUCCCUUCUUUUUUUUUGGACUUGCAAAUGCGAUUUUUAUUUUUUAAAUUGGAGUCGCAUAGACAAACAAAAAAGCAUUCCCUUGCUUUUUCUCUCUUUCUUGAAUUUUUUUUUUUUUCCCUUUAUUUUUUUUUCAAAAGAAGUACGGAGUAGUUUACAUACACAUGGCUAGAUAAAAAAAACGGCAAUUACCCACAGUUUGUGCUUAUUUUUUUUUAUUUUAUUUAUUUGCUUUAUCUAUUUUUUUUCUUUAGUAUUAUUAUUGUCUAUUAUCCAUCUCAUUUUACUUUCAGGAUUUUUAUUAUUAUUAUUAUUCUUGUUUUUGGUUAUGUUCUUGGAAAACUGUGAUUGAUUAUUAUUGAUUUCUUCUACGCGUCUUUUUUCUCUUUCUGGGGGCGGCUUCAAAAGGGCCGUGGAGUGGAUGGAGUCAACAACCUCUUCGCCCAGCCAGCUUGUUUUCUAGCUGCGUUCUUCAGUUAGUUUUUUUUAUGUAUGCAACUUGACGAGCAAAAUAGGGUAGUUAAUAAAUGGAGUGCGUAUGCAUCAUGAGCGGUUAAGAUCCUACCUCCUGGCUCAAAAUCGUCUGUCUCUUCAAGAACUUGCUGCAAACUGCAAAAUCUCAUUCCAUCGUGGAUGGAAUGUUAAGAGCAUCUCCUUAAUUCUCAACCUCGUGCGGCGCCGGAGAGAAGGGGGAGGAGCUAUGUGAUCUGAAUUGGCAAUUUUUUCCAACACCCUCCCUCCUCCUCUGGUUGCGAGCUGCCAAACGUCCGAGACCCAGACCCAGACCCCCGAAGUAUGUUUGACAUUUUGAUAGCCUAUUUUCUGAGUUUGUGCACACUGUUUUGAGCCGUCAGCGGGAACAGUUAGAUCUCUCGAGCAGGCUUUUGGUGCAUAAAUGACACUCACUCCUCUUGCAGAUGAACCUGAUAUCAGGCGUUUAAUUCAGUCAGGUAUUGCAUGGAACUCGUGGGUUUAAUUAAGGCCUCCAGACGGUUCGUCACAAGUAGGCAAAUGCUGCUCAGCCUGGAUACUCAGCUUCAACAGUUUGGCUCUCAUCUUUACCAAACUCCCACCGUAGCAUUGUGGGCGGCAAACGGUCAGGGGAUUAAUUGCCAAAGGGAGAGGUAGCGACGGUAGGAAGCGCUGUAAAUCCGUAUUAACGAAAGGUUCCAGAAGGGGCCUUUGUGGCGCAGCAGCAGGCAGCAAGAUCCUCCUGGUAAAACAGUCAGCAAGCAGUGGAUCAGAAAGAGAAGAAGAGGAAGAGGAAGAGGAAGAGGAUGAGGAUGAGGAUGAGGAUGAGAUUGAAGCAGCCAGAUGGAUAGAUAUGAUAUGUUAGAUAUCAGACUUUCUUAUAUAUUCAUUAUUCCUUCAAUCCUCAAAUCCUUACCCCUGAAUCCUUGGCGCCAUCAUAAAUAUUUAGCUAAUAAUUUAUUAUUGAGCUUCAGAAUUAAAAAAAUAAGAAGUACUCGCAGAAGAAAGAAAGAAUAAAAUAUAUCCCAG
This is a messenger RNA of Blastomyces gilchristii SLH14081, 7348 nucleotides long. Its product is annotated as potassium/sodium efflux P-type ATPase, fungal-type. Gene Ontology annotation, cellular component: plasma membrane. NCBI's taxonomy places the organism in Eukaryota, Fungi, Ascomycota, Eurotiomycetes, Onygenales, Ajellomycetaceae. Gene Ontology annotation, molecular function: ATP hydrolysis activity; ATP binding; P-type calcium transporter activity. Gene Ontology annotation, biological process: calcium ion transmembrane transport; intracellular calcium ion homeostasis. Bases 1906 to 5064 code for a protein of 1052 amino acids. The record is from RefSeq and is a predicted model, not a curated record. The transcript is spliced from 5 exons.